UCGUCACAAUUCCCUUUCCUUCUUCACUCUGCGCGAGUUUAUUCGAAUUCAAUAUUAGUAUAUGCUUCCCGCAUCUUCGUCUUAUCCGAGCUAAACAAUCAUCGUUUUCCCCUUCAAAAACACACUCACUCACACACAAUCCAAUACCAAUUCUCCCUCUUUCUCUCUCUCUCUGCAAUGGCACGAACCAAUUAUUCAGUUCUGCCAAACAAUAAUCCACUCUGCACCUUCAAUUCAAGGCCUUCUAACUCCUUCUUCUUCUCCAACAAGUAUACUUCUCUCCACUCCAACUAUUUCCUUUCUUCUUCGAAUCACUUGCAUUUACUCACACACUCAUCAUCCGCCCCUAUCCCGCGCGUUUCCACCGCGCCGGUAGAGCACGCGCCUCCGCCGGACCUUAGUUUCCACCAGGAAAUCGCGAGGUUGAAGAGGCUCAGGGAGUCCUUAUCUGGCUGCCGCACCUUCACCGACAAGCUCAGGGUGAUCGACUCGGAUUCUAGGGUCAAGUCCUUUCUCCAAUCGUGGAGGAUUCACUUUGCAGGGGUGAAUUUGAGUGAUCGUGAAUUGUUUCUGCUUAAAUGUGUGGCGGCGGCGGGGCAGGAGCAUGUGUUGGCUGAGUUUGAGAGCGGAGAGAUUCAAAUGGGGAUGACUUCUCUCAAAAGCGCGCUUUAUGGAUUGGCGGAGAUGAUUGAGAAUUGGGAUGGGAAUGGGAACGGCGGGGUUGGAAGUCAACGUGUGGGCCAAGAAAAGAGAGCGGCGUUGAGGUCUCUGCUGAAGAUGCUUGGUGAAGUCGAGCAGUUCUAUGAUUGUAUUGGUGGAAUAAUCGGAUAUCAGAUUUCAGUGUUAGAGCUGCUUGCUCAAUCUACUCAGGAAGGGCAUACCACCCAUUGGAAUGGCCAAACAGCUAUGUCGUUGAGACGUCAAUUUGUGGAAAUUCAUCCGCCCUCUGUUCUUGAUCUUUCUGAAAACACUGAAUAUGCAUCUCAAGCUGCUUUUUGGGGGAUUGAGGGUUUGCCUGACUUGGGAGAAAUUUAUCCUCUAGGAGGGUCGGCAGAUAGGCUUGGCCUGGUGGACCCUGAAACUGGUGAAUGUCUUCCUGCUGCAAUGCUUCCUUACUGUGGGAGAACUUUGUUGGAAGGCCUUAUAAGAGAUCUUCAGGCUAGAGAGUUCUUGUACUUCAAGUUGUAUAAGAAACAAUGCAUCACUCCUGUUGCAAUUAUGACAAGCUCUGCAAAAAACAACCAUGAACACAUUACUAAUCUUUGUGAAAGGCAUGGAUGGUUUGGACGGGGAAGCUCGAAUUUUCAACUCUUUGAACAGCCACUUGUUCCCACUAUUGCUGCUGAAGAUGGUCAUUGGAUUGUCAAAAGACCUCUUGAGCCCGUAUGUAAACCUGGAGGUCAUGGUGUGAUAUGGAAAUUGGCCCACUAUAAAGGGGUUUUUAAAUGGUUUCGGAGUCAUGCAAGGAAAGGAGUUACUGUUAGACAAAUCAGUAAUGUUGUAGCUGCUACGGAUAUAACUCUAUUGGCUUUGGCUGGAAUUGGUUUGCACCAUGGAAAGAAAUUGGGAUUUGCCUCGUGUAAACGAAAUCCUGGGGCAACAGAAGGCAUCAAUGUCCUAAUUGAGAAGAAGAACUUAGAUGAUAAAUGGGCUUAUGGUUUCUCAUGUAUUGAAUACACGGAGUUCGAAAAAUUUGGAAUCAGUGUCGAUCCCCAUUCUUCCGGAAGUUUACAGGCAGAGUUCCCUGCCAACACAAAUAUACUUUAUGUGGAUUUAGCUUCUGCAGAGCUUAUUGGAUCAAGUACAGACGAGAGAAGUUUGCCGGGGAUGGUGCUUAAUAUUAAAAAAUCAAUCACAUAUAUGGAUCAAUUUGGAAUCAAACACUGUGUCCCCGGAGGCCGUCUGGAAUGUACAAUGCAAAAUAUUGCUGAUCAUUUCACCAACAGAUAUUCUUCUCGAUGUUAUAAAGGUGUUGAAGAUGAUCUUGAUACCUUCAUUGUAUACAAUGAAAGAAGAAAGGUCACAUCUUCUGCUAAGAAGAAAAGGCGCCAUACUGAUAAGUCUCUGCACCAGACUCCAGAUGGUGCACUAUUGGACAUGAUGCGAAAUGCUUAUGAUUUACUUUCUCGGUGUGGGGUAACAAUUCCUGAGGUAGAAGAUAAUGAAAUGUAUGUUAAUUGUGGACCACCAUAUCUUAUCCUUCUUCAUCCUGCUCUUGGGCCCCUUUGGGAAAUCAUCAGUCAAAAGUUUGUGGGUGGUUCAAUAGCCAAGGGUUCUGAGUUGCAAAUUGAGGUUGCUGAGUUUCUAUGGAGAAAUGUUCAGCUUGAUGGAAGUUUGGUCGUUUUAGCUGAAAAUAUUGUGGGCUCAACUAAAACCAAUGAAAUAGGUGAAGCUCUAUUACAAUAUGGAAGGAGGUGUGCUAGGUGCAAGCUAGAGAAUGUAAAAGUCCUGAAUGAUGGAAUAAAUUGGAAUUCAGGAGAUAACUCAUACUGGAAGCAUGAUUUGCAGCGGUUUGAGGCUUUAAAAGUAAUACUGCAUGGAAAUGCUGAAUUCGAAGCAAAGGAUGUUGUAAUACAGGGAAAUUAUACUUUUGAUGUCCCAGAUGGCCACAAAUUGGAGAUUUCCCAAGGAGUUUCAGGUUUAGAUAUUCAGUUGAAGCCUAUUGAGGCAGAGUUGAUGGAGAGUGGAACUUGGUUUUGGAACUACAAAACAAGGGGGAGACGCAUUGAACUGGAAUUGAUAGAGUUAUAAGAUAAUCCUUCCACAUCUUGCAACAUGUGAAUUAUUGUUCACUGAUAAAUGCAAUGGUUUCCUGUGGCUGCUCCACCUUGCUGCUUGGUUGAACACAAGUUGAACCUGUUUGAGAUCCUGUCCUUUUGUAAUAUUGUAUUGACUGAGCAUUUGUAUGAUUAUUAGGGUGAUAGCUCCUGAUGUAAUUUAUAUGUAUAUCUUGUAAAGAACGUUCAACUGGUAUAGUUGUUUUCGUUUCUUCCUGAUCUCCCUCAGAAGAAAUGUAUUCUAGAUCCUUGCUUAUAUGGUUUGUUUGCUAA
Messenger RNA from Salvia hispanica, 3050 nucleotides. RefSeq names its product UDP-glucose pyrophosphorylase 3 (gene UGP3). Gene Ontology annotation, molecular function: UDP-N-acetylglucosamine diphosphorylase activity. Gene Ontology annotation, biological process: UDP-N-acetylglucosamine biosynthetic process. The record is from RefSeq and is a predicted model, not a curated record. NCBI's taxonomy places the organism in Eukaryota, Viridiplantae, Streptophyta, Magnoliopsida, Lamiales, Lamiaceae.